CGCUGUCCGGUCCGCGCGCCAGCGUAGCGCCGUCCCCGGCGGGUCCCCGCUGCUCCGGCCGGCUCGUCGCCGGCCUCGUGCCCCUGAUCCGGGCGCAGCGUGCAGGCAGAGGCGCGGGCAGGCCGCCCCGCCGCUCCGGGCGCGGAUAGAAGAUGAGCAGCCACGGAAACAGCCUGUUUCUGCGGGAGAGCGGCCAGGGGCUGGGCCGGGUAGGCUGGCUGCAGCGGCUGCAGGAGAGUCUGCAGCAGAGAGCGCUGCGCACGCGCCUGCGCCUGCAGACCAUGACGCGCGAGCAUGUGCUGCGCUUCCUGCGUCGGAACGCCUUCAUCCUGCUGACUGUCAGCGCAGUGAUCAUCGGGGUCAGCCUGGCUUUUGCGUUGCGCCCAUACCAGCUCAGCUACCGCCAGAUCAAGUACUUCUCUUUCCCUGGAGAGCUUCUCAUGAGGAUGCUGCAGAUGCUGGUACUGCCACUUAUUGUCUCCAGCCUGGUCACAGGCAUGGCGUCCCUGGAUAAUAAGGCGACAGGGCGGAUGGGGAUGCGGGCAGCUGUCUACUACAUGGUGACCACCGUCAUCGCGGUCUUCAUCGGCAUCCUCAUGGUGACCAUCAUCCAUCCCGGGAAGGGCUCCAAGGAGGGGCUGCACCGCGAGGGCCGUAUCGAGACCAUCCCCACAGCCGAUGCCUUCAUGGACCUGGUCAGAAAUAUGUUUCCACCCAACCUUGUGGAGGCCUGCUUCAAACAGUUCAAGACACAGUACAGCACGAGGUUGGUAACCAGGACCGUUGUGAGGACAGAGAACGGAUCCGAGCUGGGCACCUCCAUGCCUUCUCCAUCCUCAAUGGAGAACGGAACCAGCCUCCUGGAAAAUGUCACGUGGGCCUUUGGCACCCUGCAGGAGGUACUGAGCUUUGAGGAGACUGUGCCAGUACCUGGAUCAGCCAAUGGCAUCAAUGCACUGGGCCUUGUGGUCUUCUCUGUGGCCUUUGGGCUGGUCAUCGGUGGCAUGAAACACAAGGGCCGCGUCCUGCGGGACUUCUUUGACAGCCUCAAUGAAGCUAUUAUGAGGCUGGUGGGCAUCAUUAUCUGGUACGCGCCUGUGGGCAUCCUGUUCCUGAUUGCCGGGAAAAUCCUCGAGAUGGAAGACAUGGCUGUCCUGGGGGGCCAGCUGGGCAUGUACACUCUGACCGUCAUUGUGGGCUUGUUCCUCCACGCCGGGGGCGUCCUGCCUCUCAUCUACUUCCUCAUCACCCACCGGAAUCCCUUCCCCUUCAUCGGGGGCCUGCUGCAGGCCCUCAUCACUGCGAUGGGCACGUCUUCCAGCUCUGCCACACUGCCCAUCACCUUUCGCUGCCUGGAGGAGGGCCUGGGUGUGGACCGCCGCAUCACCAGGUUUGUGCUGCCCGUGGGUGCCACUGUCAACAUGGAUGGUACCGCCCUCUAUGAGGCCCUGGCUGCCAUAUUCAUUGCCCAAGUCAACAACUAUGAGCUCAACUUGGGCCAGAUCACAACCAUCAGCAUCACGGCGACGGCCGCCAGUGUGGGGGCCGCCGGCAUCCCCCAGGCGGGCCUGGUUACUAUGGUCAUUGUGCUCACGUCGGUCGGCCUGCCCACUGAAGACAUCACGCUGAUCAUAGCCGUCGACUGGUUCCUUGACCGGCUUCGCACCAUGACCAAUGUGCUGGGGGACUCCAUUGGGGCAGCCGUCAUCGAGCACUUAUCCCAGCGGGAGCUGGAGCUGCAGGAAGCCGAGCUCACCCUCCCCAGCCUGGGGAAGCCCUACAAGUCGCUCAUGGCACAAGAGAAGGGAGCGUCCAGGGGCCGGGGAGGCAACGAGAGUGCCAUGUGAAGGCUGCCCAGUUCUGCUGCCCAGAGAAGUGGGAAGGGGCAGGGAAUCCUGGAGAAGUCCCGCUGUCUGAUGACCGUGUGCUGAACAGACAUGUUCUGCCCAGCUGGUUUGGGGGAAACUGGGAGAAAGCAGGAAGAAAAAGACGUUCGAGGUCUCCAUUCCUGGGCAUAUGCUGUGAACUCUUGGGAAGGCAGUGAGCAAGACAGGAGGAAAUUUUUCCCUGGGAAUGGGGUAAGGGAAGCGUCAGAUUCAACAGGUGAGGGUCAGCUCAUGUUCUUUGUUUUCUCAAGGAGUGCUGGAAUUGAAUGAGGUAAAAGAAAACCACUAUUUCUCAUAAUAAAACAAUAGCCAUGGCCUCUGUGCUGGGGUUCCCAAGACCGCCUUCAGGUUUGAUGAUUUGUCAGAGGACUCACCGAACUUGGAAAUCUGUGAUGCUCAUGUGUGUGGUUUAUUGCGGUAAAGGACACAGACUAAAAGCAGCAAAGGCAGAAAAGAAAGGUACAUAAGGCAGAUCCAGAGGACACCAGAUGUGAGCUUCCAAUUGUCCCCUCUUAGUGGAAUCACAUGGACAGCGCUCGCUUCUCCCAGCAACAAUCUUAAGUACUGCCAGCAAGGGAAGCUCACUAAAGCCUUGGUGUCCAGGGUUGAUACUAGGGGCCUAUCGGGUAGGCAUGGAGCUCCUGUUGACCUUCACUACUCAUACUUCCAUCCCCCACAGAGGUCAAACUAAUACAACAUUGCCCAGGGUCCCAGGUGAACAAAGACGGGCAUCCACCAUAAGCUGUGCUGUCAACAUAAAUUGUCUGGCAGGGCUCAAGGCUCCAGGUUUGCAAAGACACUUUUAUCAGGCUCAGAGGUUAUGUGCCAGGCCAAUCAAGGACCAGUUCUUUCUUUGUGAUGUGCAAGCUCCGAGCACCCCUGUGAAUGAACCCUUUACUUCAGACACUCCAUGGUCAGGAGCAAGAGGAAGCAGCUUCCCGUCAGGAUGAGUAGCUGGGUCCUGGAGUCCCGACUCUUAACUCCCGAAACCAAAUGGCCCGGACACCCCUGUGCUGGCCUUGGACCUCGAAGCCUCCUUACUUCCCAAAGACAGACUUUGGCCUGUUAGUGUUAUUUCCAUGUAGCAUAAUGAACGAGAUGUGACAUUAAAUGGAACUUUAAUAGAGGCUUGGGGAAAACACAAAUAAACAGAGUAACAUGA
This is a messenger RNA of Manis javanica (Malayan pangolin), 3048 nucleotides long. It is a transcript of the gene SLC1A6, whose product is annotated as solute carrier family 1 member 6. The record is from RefSeq and is a predicted model, not a curated record. Gene Ontology annotation, molecular function: L-glutamate transmembrane transporter activity; neutral L-amino acid transmembrane transporter activity; glutamate:sodium symporter activity. Gene Ontology annotation, cellular component: plasma membrane. NCBI's taxonomy places the organism in Eukaryota, Metazoa, Chordata, Mammalia, Pholidota, Manidae. Gene Ontology annotation, biological process: L-glutamate transmembrane transport.